Messenger RNA from Uranotaenia lowii, 7018 nucleotides. It is a transcript of the gene Myc, whose product is annotated as myc protein. Bases 1686 to 3629 code for a protein of 647 amino acids. The record is from RefSeq and is a predicted model, not a curated record. Gene Ontology annotation, biological process: regulation of transcription by RNA polymerase II. Lineage: Eukaryota; Metazoa; Arthropoda; Insecta; Diptera; Culicidae. The transcript is spliced from 3 exons. Gene Ontology annotation, molecular function: protein dimerization activity; RNA polymerase II cis-regulatory region sequence-specific DNA binding; DNA-binding transcription factor activity, RNA polymerase II-specific.
AGAGGUGAAGCACAACAGAAUACACGAAAGCAGAAUACAAGUGAAAAAAUCGUAGCCGGUUUUUUGCGUCUGCUGCCGCCGCCGGUCGAACUCGACGACUUCUCCUAAUCUACAACAUUCUCUAGCUUAGCGGUUGUUGGAAAAGUUUUUCGGUCUCAGAGGCUUUUCAGACCGCAUCUGAAUCGCACGCGUUUUUCUCCCGCUCAUCGAAGUAGCUGGUGUGUUAGAAAAGAAAACUACCCAGACUUCCUUCAGUAGUGAGAAUCUUGAGAAUAAUUCCCCAAAUUAGGCGAAUUUUGGUAACGCGCGAUUCGGUUUUGUUUUAAUAUUUUAAAAACGCCGAGUUUGUUGGCCGGGAAAAAAAUUUUCCCUUGCUCGCUUCUUCUUUCGAGAAGAAAAAAAAAAGUUAAAAACGGCGCUAACACCGUAGUGAAAAGAUUCAAACCCAGUGAAUGAUACCAGAAGUGGCCAGCAGAAGGCAAACUCCUCCCAGAAACGGCAAGCUGGGAACAUCCCGGCAAAUUAAAAGAAACAUAUUUUUGCAAAUAUUUCAAUUUUCGCUGAGCGAAAGUCGAAAUCCAGUGAACCCUUGGGUGAAAAACUACUGAUCAUCUGGCUGGGGAUUGGUUUUGUUCAAAUUGCGACCAGCUCCACAAUAUUUCAAAGUGAACUUGGAUUACCGUGUGAAUCGGAAAAAAGAGAAGGGGAAAAAAAUUUCCCGCAAAGUGGAAAAAGUGACACGAAGACAAAAGUGUUGGAAAAAUCCUUUCGGUGGAGACAGUGGUAAAUUAAAACCUCGGAUUGGAAGGUUAAAAGAAAACCACCAACCAGGAAGCCCAGCAAGAAGAAAGGAAGGGAAAUUACGCUGAUUUUGGGUGAGAGUGUCAUGCCGAUACGGAGACCAGUCUCAUCGCAAUUAUCAUCAGCAAUUGUUAAAUUGAAAAGACGAGGACCACCGCCGGUGACUGUUGUUUUUUGUGGCGAAAAAAGUUCGAUCAUCGAGAGUAGUUUCGAGAAACGGUCGAAAAUAAUAGCGGAAGAUCAUCGUCGACUAGUAGUGAUCGACAACAAAAAGUUGCUACGUCGUCCAGCGAGGAAGAACAAUAGCAGCGUCGUCGUACUCAUACAAAACAAACCAAUAACAAUAACGCCAGUGUACGGCGGUCGAACAAUAGAGGCGGCGCCAAGAAGUAACAGUAAACGGCAUUUUUCUUAUUAUCCCUUUUCUCAUCGUCAGUGUGCAAGUAGCAGAAGUAGUGUAAUUGGCCUGCUGAGAUUGCCCAAUUUCGGUAGUAGCAUCAUUAAGUGAACAACACCCAAGCCGAAGGGAAGCGACUAGUAUCGUUGUUCUAUUGUUUAAUUUCCAAGUGAUUUUUUGGAAAAUCAAACCUCCGAACGGAAGGAAACUCCUGACGGAAAAAACCCAAAAGUUAAGAUCGCGGAUAAAUUUUCCUCCGGGAAUCAGCGACGAGACCUUGAAAUUUUGGAGAAAAAAAUUCGAGCGCGUCCUUUUUUGUGGAAACUUCGAGUGAUCGAGCAGAAGCAAAAGAAGUAGAAAGAUAGACGGAACAUUUCGGAUCGUCCUCGUCAUCUAAGUGAUAGCUUUCGAACGGGAAAGAGCAUUCAACCGGAUUGUGAUAAUUGAAAACCUAAAACUAAAUAGGAAAAUACCCGAAAACGUGAAAAUGAUUCACAGCAUGGAGGACAACAGCAUCGACGCCAGUUUGGAUUGGCAAAGCGUUUGUGGAUUGGAGGUGUUGGAACUGCCCACAUCGGAGUUCCUGGAGUCAGCCCACGACAUCGAAGCGAUCUAUGGCAGUGCCAGCGAUGGGUUUGGUGGAGAUCAGCUGGCUUCAUCGAAGCAUCAGAUUCGCAAUCACGAUUGCAUGUGGUCAGGAUCGUGCGUUGAUCAGUCCCAUCCCGGCAAGUUCGGAUUCUGCGGUAACAAUACGCCGGCCGUAACCGUAGUUCCAGAACCAUCAGCUAACAAAUUCAGCACAGUAACGGCCGUUGCCGCCGCCAGUUUAAACGUUGCAGUCAACCAAAAACCAAUCCUAGCUCCUUCAAACAAUUCAACCCUUAACAUCAACAACAAUAUUACAUCCAAAAUUAACAACCUGAAGAUACAAUCGGCACAAAUUCCGGCCGGCCGAUCGCUCCUGAUCAAUCCACGCAACAAGCAAACGACACAGCGAGUGCCUACUAUUACAACGAACGAUUUCCUGCGCGAGCGUGAAUCCACAGUUUCACUCCACACGCGUCCCGAUACGCCGCUCAGUUUGGACGAAGAUCCGCCUGAGUUUAAGCACAACAGCAUUGACCUCGCCGCCUGUACCAUCGGAUCCAACAGAUUAAGCUUGGUCGACUCCCGGCACUCCUAUCAUCAUUCUUCGGCUCACCACGAUGACGCUUCGUCACAUCGGAUCAUCAACAUGCUCAAGGAACAGCUCGAGGAUAAUGACAUCGGAAGUAUGCGAUCCUACAUGACGAGUUCGACGGGCGAGAUCGGCUCGUUGACGGAUUUGCUCAACGACCUGGAGGAGAUCGAUGCCGAUGAUAGCAACGAUGACGAACUGGCCUCGGACACCGAUUCCAACAUCGACGGCGACAGCUGCAGUCGACAGCGGAGUAGUAAAGGUGGCGGUGGCAGUCUUUCAGGCGGUUACACCCACGCCCACCACCAGGAAAUGAGCCCUCCCUCGUCAUCGUCUGGUUACUCCUCGUCGCCGUCGUCGUCCUCGUACGAGUACCAGGGCACGCACGUGGGAGAUCACAGCUACACUCGGCCCAAGAACCGCUACAACAUGAACGAACUCGGCGUGCAGACCCCAUCGGAUUCCGAGGAAGAAAUCGACGUAGUGUCGAUAGGGGAGAAGAACCUCCCGACAAACCCAACGGCGCGUGCCAAGAAGGAGCUACAGCUGAGGGUGGCGCACAAGAUUGCCCGCAAGCAUUCCCAGACGACCGUCAACGGCAGCAGCAGCAGCAGUAGCGGCAGUAGUAGUAGUAGUAGUCACCAGCAGCAGCACCAUCAUCGGAACCGCCACUUGGAUGAAGACGAGUACGGUCACGGUUACUAUUCCGGCGGCUCCGGAAGCUCAUCGCAGGCAAGCCCCAGCAAGUUGAACGGAUACUCGCCCAACUACUUGACGCCGGCCAGCUCGACCGGAACCAACACCCCGCUGCCAGGCUCGAGCAGCAGCAGUAUAUCGAAUCCUCGCAAGCGACCGAACAAGGAUGAUCAUCAUCGUAGCAGCAGUAAAAAUCGCCACCACCAUCAGCACCGCAACAAGAAGCAACGCAGCAUCCCGGGCAAGAAACCGCCGACCGCUGAAGUGUCGGAAGAGCAGGACAACCUCGAGAAGCGCAACCUGCACAACGACAUGGAGCGGCAGCGACGCAUUGGGUUGAAAAAUCUUUUCGAAGAGCUCAAGCGACAGAUUCCCAGCUUGCGGGAAAAAGAACGGGCGCCCAAGGUAAACAUUCUGCGCGAGGCCUCAAUCCUGUGCCAGCGCCUGAACCGCGAACAGGAACAGCUCAACGCCCUGCGGAAACAGCAGCAACGAUUGUACGCCCGUGUGCGGCAACUCCGGACGUCCCUGCACUCGCAGCGCCGAACGAUGGAUUAAUAAGUUUAUCUUUAUUUUACGCGCAUCUAUCUCAUUUUUUCUUGUGUAUCGAUAUUACGAAUGUGCAGCAGCAGCAGAAACAGAAGCGAAACGGUGUAGCAAGAAUGGCAGACAAGAAGAAUGGAAACUAUUGUGAUUUCAGGUUUAAGAGAACAUAAGCGAGUUAGAAAAAAGCAUAACAGAGCAAGAGAGUGUGUUAACCAGGUGCCAAUACGCGAAAGCGGACGAAAAGAAAACAGAAGUAAAACUAAAAAAAAGACGGAGAGAGGAAAGCUCCGCGUAGGCUUAAGUUCGUCAUUAGCUCGUAGACAACAGACAUCAAUAGUUCAACAAGCACCACACCCCCCCAUCAGAAUCUAUCGAAAGAAGAAACAGGCUCUGAGAGCCGACCGGCCGCGCCGAAGUAGUUUGCAACAAAACCUUGAAGAAGUCGAAUUCGAAACGUUGUGUUGUGAAGACGCUAGCAACCAUCCAAGCAAGCUUUGUUGCCACAAUAUGAAUAGUUGCUGUUUUGAAUCAAUCGGUAAGCGUAAGUAGCGAACCUGCAUAUAAUAUUCACUCUUACUUGCACCAACACCUGAGUACACUAACAAGAAAGAGAAAUACUAUGGUAAUGAAAAUCAAUAUCAGCCAGCAGCUGUUAAGCAGAGAUAACGCAAACAAAGCACACACCUAUUUUUGGAAAAUUUCUGGUUCCAAAUUUGCGAAAAAGUUUGGUUUUUUAUAUUUAAUUCAACUCUAUUUUUACCAUUUCGGAAUACUAAAAACUAUCCACAUCUAAGAAUGAUAAAGACGAGGGAAAAUUCAAAAUUGAUUUUGUAACCCGUCGACUAUUGUUUUCCUACGUUCCUGUUGAGAGAGAGAGAGGAUAUAAAGCGUAGAAAAAAAGGAACUCUUAUUAUCGUAUAACUAACCCGGGAUCCAAACAACAAAGGCUGCUACCGCUUUCGAAAAACUUCCCCUAAAAACCCUUUUUCUGCUACUUAGAAGGGUGAAACAUGCUUUAAGCAUCAAUAGCAAAAACAACACCCAACUUUAUUAUAUGAUGAGAUGUAAAACGUAAAAAACGACAGAUGAUUGCUUAACUAUUAUAUAUACAUACAUAUAUAUUAUUCAGAUUUGAGAGUAAUUUUUUAUAUUCUAUAAAGCAAACCCAACAUUGGCUUGAAAAGCAAUUAAUUAGCUCGCAAAUAUCCUAACUAAGAAGGAAAGAUUUUUAAACUACAGCCGAACAAGAAUGCAAAUGGGGCGAAAGCGAAAAAAAAAUUAAUUAUUUUUAUAUAUAAAAAUUAUAUAUACACACCACUUACAUCUAAAAUGAUUGUAAGAAAAAUCAUUAUAACAUGCAAGCAGAAGGAACCGCUAUAAAAAAAACAUCAAUGAUAACAACCAAUCUCGGAAAAGUAGCAGCAGCAGCAGAAGAGCGUUAGGAUUAUUUUUUUUUUCUAUUUUAUUUUAUUUCCCGGUUAAUUUUAUUUUAUUUUUUCUAAAUUCAACAAAUCUCCGUCUUGAUGACGAUAUUUUGGCAAGCAUGGAUCAACAUUAACAACAACAAAAAACUAACAUCAACAACAACAAUUCAGACACAAUCAAAAAAAUGAAUUACCGCCACAGGGCCUAGCUUUGUAAACUACUUUAAAAUUAGCCACAUACACUUCUUGAAUUCUGUUUGAAAAACAAAGGAUAAAUUCGACAAUUAAAAUGUAAUCUUUCAACUACUUUCGAAAAGUAAAAUAACACAACAAAAUGGAAAAUACUACUUAUGUUAAUAACUUUAAUUUGCUCCAACUACAACAACUACUAUUAAUAUAUGAGAGAGAAAAUGAAAAAAAAAACGAACGAACAGUGUGUAGGAUAAUCAGCGAUGUGUAGAAAUAAACAACGGUUAUUGCAUUUCCUUUUAAUACUACCUUAUACUUUAAUUUUUACUAUUAUUAUUUUCAUUGUUCAAGAUUUUGUUUCCAACAAAAAAAAAAGAAAAUGAAAAACUAAGGAAAAGUUAGUCUCUUGUUAUUUUUUUUGUCCUCGACCAACAGUUCUAACUACAACCUUAAAAAAUACCUUUGAUAGAUGAGUUAUUUUUUUCUAAGCCCUAGGCGCAGUCGCAAACAAAACAAACAAAAAACAAAAGGGAUAAAUAAGCUGUUUUCUUAGUUGUUAAGUUAGCCCCGGCCUCUCCCAAUGAUGAUGUGUAGUAGUCUUAGUUUUAGUUUAGUGGAAAGAAUCGAAAAAAGAAUGAAAAAAACUACCCUUAUUAUCGUUAAAUCCGGAGGAACCCCCUAGCUAGUUCUUGAGUGAUUGAUUGAUUAAUUGACUAAUUGGUUGGUGGAUCCGCCCUUCCAUUUGUUGUUUUUUCGGACCUACUCGCACUCGUGUUUAUGUGUGUGUGAAUUUGUCGAUAAAAUUGGAAAAAAUGGACGGUUUCUAUACACACAAUUAUAAUAAUUAUUAUAAAUAUUCUAUUUUGAAUUUAGACAUCUAGAGAGCAUAGUGUUUUUAGGGACUUUGGAGUAUAUAUUAAAGAUAAAAACUUUAAAUAAACGCAAGGAAUAAACUGUAAAUAUAGCUGAGGUAUACAAUUGAAGAAAAGAAACAACAAACAAACGAGAGAAAGAACCAAACCAUUUGGAGAGAAAAGGCUGUAAAGUCUGGUCUCGUAUUGUCCCUCAAACCCGCUUUUCUUCGCUCAGAUUUGGCUGGUAAUUAAAUCCUAAUCAAGCACUGGAAAGAGACAACGGGUGGGAGGUGAGGAAAAACAAACCGAAAAUAUCUAGCAGAACGUACCAUUUGUAUCAUACUAAAAUUACUAUUAGAUACUAUUAUCAUUGAUAACUAUUAAUUAUUAUUAUUAACGAUUAUGGCACGAACAUGAAUUAUUAUUAUUGAAUAGUUUUAUUACCGAGUGAAGAUUUACGAACCCUUAUGCUAUAACAAUAUAAGAAGAGAAAGAAGAAGCAAAUUUAUAAAUAGAGAAGAAAAAAUUAAACAGACCUCUGUGUACAUAGUUAGGGUGUUAUCAAAAAGCAGCAAAGCUUAGCAAAGUGGAAAAAGAAACCAAUUAAUUUACACAACCCUCCCGAAGUUUGAAGGAAAACGAUUUACUACUAUUAUAACAGUGAUAAACAGAACCUACUCUAUUUUUAAUAGUUUUUUAAGACGUGAUCAUUCAGUUUUUUUUCUUUCGUUUUUGUUUUAAUUAUUUUGAAUAAAAAGAAACAAAUUUUGAAAACCCCCUCUCAAAAGUGUUGCAGAGGGGGAGCAAAAAGGGGUAAGAACAGUUAUUUUUUUUUCGGAGAAUAAUAAGAGGAAAAGAAGGAGUGAGGCAGAAUUGUCCUUAUAUUGGAAGAAGAAAAAUAUGAAAAUAUAUACAUAAACUAAAAAACAAACAA